This is a messenger RNA of Ostrea edulis (European flat oyster), 9056 nucleotides long. RefSeq names its product ral GTPase-activating protein subunit alpha-1-like. The transcript is spliced from 39 exons. Gene Ontology annotation, molecular function: GTPase activator activity. Gene Ontology annotation, cellular component: cytoplasm; nucleus. NCBI's taxonomy places the organism in Eukaryota, Metazoa, Mollusca, Bivalvia, Ostreida, Ostreidae. Bases 66 to 5063 code for a protein of 1665 amino acids. Gene Ontology annotation, biological process: positive regulation of GTPase activity; regulation of small GTPase mediated signal transduction. The record is from RefSeq and is a predicted model, not a curated record.
GCGCAUGCGCAAGUAAACAGACGAAAAUGACAGAAAUUGCAGAAAUUCGCCUAAAAAUAUUUUAAAUGUCUAGUGUUUUGGACAUGUUUAGGAAAGGUACCAAAGAUGGAGACUUAAAGAAAUCCGUACAAAAAGUGUCGGAUCCAAAGAAAGAUGCUUUAACGAGGCUGAAACACCUUCGACACGUACUUGAUAAUCACAGCUUAACAGAAGCAAAGGCAUUCUUUGAAGCCAACUACUCACACAUCUACUUCAUUUUUAAUGACAAUUUUUCAACGGUAGAGGCAGACCUAAAACAAAGAGCCAACAGAGCUCAUAGGGAGGAACUAGAUGGAAUUCUUUUUGUCUUUGAGAAAAUACUCAUACUGUUACCUGAAUUAAUACACAAGCGAUGGAUGUUUCACAGUAUUGGGAGAGUUUUAAAAAAGCUGUUGCAUCCAGGGAAUGGAUUAAAGGUGAGGAAAGAUGGCAUCCGAUUGUUCAUGCUUUGGUACCAGAUAUUAAAUGAGAAUGCUUCAGAAGAGUGCCAUGAAAUAUUCCUGCAACUGGUACCAGGUUUGGGAAAGGGAGUUCAUCAAGAAGUUUUAUAUGGGAAGUCUCCUGAAGCCUCUGAGAGUUGCAGUGGGACUAUCAUGUCAGGGGACAUAACUCCAAUAUUACCUAGCAGUGGAGAAAAAUUACCAGAGAAUAUUACCAAACACUACUUUGAUGCCUUGCUGUACUACAUGGUGUCUGAGGUCACCAAAGUGGAGUGGACAAAUAAAAUGAUGAGAGAGACCUGCUUUAUAUUUUUAUUUGAUAAUUUUAAGUCAUCAUACUUGAUGUGGCUACUUCCAACAUUUGAUAAAAUGGGGGAUAUUUAUAAUCCCAAAUUAGAUUUACCUGAGUCCCGGAGAGUGUCGGAGUUGGAGAGUCAUGAUAUGCCUGGUAAUGUGUCAGACUGUCGAUACUCCUUCAUCAAGUGGCUGGCUCACUUUGUUUUCAUCUCCAAGCAACAAGACAAAGCCAUCGAGAAUCAAGUUCCCGAGACAGUUGGUUCCGAGGAGGACAUAACAGAAUCGGACCAGCCAAUGGCAGCAGUUGCAGAAAACAUGCCCGGAAGCAAUACUAGCACCCUCUCCACCGGCUCACAUCACUCGGAGCUGGAGUCCCUCACGUCUAGUCUCUGCUAUGAGGAGUGGGGGAAUGAGAAUGAGAUUGUUCGAACAGUUUUGUUUUCCACCCGAGAGAAUAUCAAUAUUAUUCACGAGUCCUUUAGACAGGCCUUUCUUUUCUCCUUGAAUCAGUCUAAAUCCAUCAAAAUGGUGAUCAGUGUGUAUAAGGACUGGUUUCAGCAUGAUGACCAAAAACCUAUCUUCAUGCAAGAACCGUCCGAUAUAGGCUUUGGUCAUGCACCAGAAUUUCACCAUAGCAGCUUGUCUGAUAUCUUGGAAGAGGACUCCUCCGAUGAAUCAGCACCUCAAACCAAAGAUCUCUCCAAGUCCCUGCCAUCUUUAGAUUCCAUCAACAACUCACGAAUCAGGAAUGCCUCAUAUCUAGGGGCCAUUGGUGAUCUUGCUGAUGGUGGCAAAUUAAAUGAUGUCAGAGCAGGAAUACAAAAAGUCCUGCAAGUCUUCAUUGUCAAUUCAGCCAAUGUGUUUCUACUACAGACAGAUGAUGAAAGUGCCAUGUCAGAACAGGUAAAACAAACCGAUGAUGAAAGUGUCAUGUCAGAACAGGUAAAACAAACAGUUGAUGAAAGUGCCAUGUCAGAACAGGUAAAACAAACCGAUGAUGAAAGUGUCGUGUCAGAACAGGUAAAACAAACAGAUGAUGAAAGUGUCGUGUCAGAACAGGUAAUACAAGCAGAUGAUGAAAGUGCCAUGUCAGAACAGGUUGAUUUAUGUAAGAAAGUUAUAAAUAUCUACAGAUAUCUAGUCAUGAACAUCAAAAUGGAACAAAAGACAUGGGAGAAAAUGCUUCAGGUGUUGUUGUGUAUUACUACGGGAGUGUUAGGAGAUGUUCCUAUUUUCAAUCAGAAGGCCACUGACCUUCAGAAAAGAUUAGCAACCCCAAUAUUUCAGACAAUCAUUGUUACUUGGAUUCGUGCUAACCUGAAUGUAUUUGUGAGUGGCCAGCUAUGGGACCAGUUCCUAGAAGUGCUAUCCUCCCUGUCAGGCUGGUCAGAACUUAUCAGGCAGUGGGCGAACACGAUGGACACACUCACACGAGUUCUGGCCAAGCAGGUGUACGGGUUAGAUCUGACAGACCUACCUCUACAACGGCUGACGGAGCAGAAAGAGAAAAGACGACGAGGGAAGAGUCAAGAGAUCCCAAGGAACAGGAACUGUGAUAAGAGUUUCUCUCGCUCCUGGAGUAAAAAUGAGCCACCCUAUGAUAAGGCCUUCUCCAGCACGACUGUGCCAUUUGAGAGGGGGAAAUAUAAGAGUGAUGGUGCUGGUGGUGGUAAGUCAAGGCCGGACCUGAACAAGCAGCGGUCCCUGAGUGGAGAACCCUCCCCUUCUCAUUCCCGUCAGCCAUCCAACGCCUCAGACUCCGCCCUCUACCUUAGAAGCAACAGUGAUGGCAACCUGGCAGAUCCCAAAGAUCUGGUGGAGAGGUUGAAAGGUGUGUCAUCAGCUGAGAUGAGAGAGAAGCAUGAUAGCACAGAUAUACCUGCAUGUACAGUCUCUGUGUCCAGCACGUCUGAAAACAUAGAUUCUCCGGCCCCGGAGGAUCUAGAAGUGGCCAAGCUCAGCAUGCAUAGUCUUCAGAGUGAGGCUGAUAUUGACAGCAUCAGUUUGGAGCGUUCGGAGCAGGAUACCUCAUAUAGAUAUUCGAGGUCUCCCUCCCCAGCCUCAAUUCACUCCCAGAGCCCCUCCCCCAUCAGUGAACUAACCGUCCACCAACAGCAGAAAGACUGCCCCACUCCUGACCGGGAUAGUUUACACAUUGAGAUGGCAGCUACUACCACAGAUGGUUGUAUGGAAUCUAAAGAAUGUACAGAUGACAUGAGGAGUGUGUUAGCUGGAGGAACAGUCCAGGGCUGGCUACCAGACAGUGCUGUGGUACUGUGGAGGAGAAUGCUAGGAAUUCUGGGGGAUGUGAACCAGAUUACAGAUCCAGAGAAUCAUGUCUUGGUGUAUGAAGAACUUAGCAGAAUUCUGGACACGCUUCACAAGAUUCGGAAUAACAUCGGGGUGACGGAGGAUAACACAUUUUCUCCCCCUCCCCCUGACUGCAUCCCUCCCACUACAACUAUCACACCAUGGCAGUUUGAGUGUCUGACAUUGUCCGAUGAUUUUAAGAAAGGUAAACUCCUGGCAUAUCAGCUUCUGUGUCAGACAGUGGUCAGAAGACAUGAUGUCUCUCUCCCUGACGAGCUCCUGUCUCAGUUUUACAUGUGGCUCCACACAGGGAUUGGGUCAAAGGAUCAGGAGAUUGUCAAUGUGUUGGUGAGACACUGUGGACCUCGCUUUUUCUCCAUGCCAUUAAUGAGCUCCACAUUACUAAUCAAAAACUUAAUCCAUGCAGUGGGAGUGGUGUUGUCGUCUCCCGACCUCAGACAGACUCCUAGAUCGGAGGCCCUGUCUCUGAUUGGAAGUUUGGUGUGUUUCCCAAACCACUAUCCAUACCUACAGGUUCUGAGUGUUGGAGAUUUGUCUGUAGAGUCCUUGUCCUGUAAAAUUUUCAAGGAUUCAUUAAUUGAUCAGUUGUUACAUAGUGCAAAGAAAGAGUCUGCAGAAACAGCCAGGUGUAUAGCUUUAAGCAGUAUUGGUGUAUAUUUGUAUGAAGAGUUGUGUCAUCGUACCCUUCAUGCUAGACUUCAUGAGGCUGUGAUGGUACUACUGGGAAACCUAAGGUGCAAAAACAAAGUAGUUGCCAAAACCGCAGCAGAUGUGCUAUCAAUUUUAUGUGACCACACUGACCAGCUGUUCAGUUACCAUACUGAUUUACCAAAGCUUAUCAUAGAGGUUGUGACGGCAACCGUUGCCGUUUUAAUCCCCCUCACAGGACUAGAUGUCUCUCAGGAGGAAAGGAAGUUGAUCGUGGGUAUGUUAUUCUGUGUUGUGGAGUGGUGCAUGAGGAUGCCCAUUUCUCUGCUGCUGGAGACAACAGACACCGACAGAAGUUGUGUAUUCAAAGUAUUCCAGGUUCUGGAUUUGGCAGUGAAGGGACACAGUACUGAGACCCUGUCCCAAGCCCGACAGGUUCUCGCGGGGAUGAUACAGGGUGCAGACUUUGACCACCUGAGGGAUCUGCAGAGCCCUGUAGGGGAUUACAAGUCAGACAGGAAGUCCAGUGACAGUGAUUCUAUACAGUGUGCUGCUAAACUGUUGAUCAAUCACAUGGUUAAUCACAUGUGUCACUUCCCAAUGGGUUCAGGAGCAUCCCGUCUCUCCUCAUCCAUACAGGAACACCACGAUAUGGAGGAACUGGAGGUGAACGAUCUCAAACAGGAAAUCUUCUACUCCUCCAACAUACAGUUCUUUGUGCAGAAUAAGAGAACCCUGAUCUCUUUCAUUGAGCUCCCUGCCAUGGUGGAUGUACCUGGCGGGGGAGUGACAGCAGGACUGACCACAGCUCGGACUGUAUGCAGGGUCUUGCUGAGGGACCUCACAGGGAAAUAUGCCUGGGAGUCCUCUAUGUUGUAUGCCCCUCCCUGGUGUCAGGAGGGGUCCUCAGUUAAAAAUGCCAAAGCUUUAUUAGAUCUGUCCGGUACAGGUGAACUAGAGCCUUUAUUAUCACUGGAGGACAGGGAGGUUCCACACAUUGAAUCAGAGAGACCCAGUUCUGAGAUGCCUCUGUAUAACCUCUCCUUACCUCAUCAUGACAACCUUAAUGAUAUGUUGAGGUAUAUAGGUCACACUAGUCCGGAAUGCCACCUGAUUCCCGGGGAGCCACUGAAUCUGGAGGCAGCCACACCUGAGGGGUUCAGUAUGGAGAGUGAGGAGGCCAUAAAGAGGAUGGUUGUACAUCAGAAGGAGAACGAGCUGAAUUACUACGCCCAACACAAGGCGGACAAUGGAAGUCUGGAGUUACAGAAGUUUUUUCAAAUUCCUGUUAUCCAUGAUAAUUGGUAAUUUUGGUGUGAAUUUGCUUGUGUGAAACUAUAAAGAUGAUGAAUUUAGUAAAUUUCAUUGUUGAUGCAUUAAUUAAUUAAAGCUUGUGGUUUUUCUCAAAAUUUUAUCCUCUUUAAAUGAAUUACAUGUAUCUGUUAGUUCAUACUGAAAGGAACUUUUUCAGAGUAUAGGGUGAAAACCCAGGAUCUGAUUUUUGUUUUUGCCUGUAAAGUUGACGUCCUUCUCCAUUGUAUGUUAGACAGACAGUGCUAUUGUGAUGUGUGUUUUCUGGAAAAAGACAAUUACUAAUUCAUGUGUAUACAUGUAGAGGUGUUUUGAUUGGUAAAUUUGAAGUGGAAAUUUAAGGAAGACCUGUUUUGAUCUUUAGAUAGAUGUAGAUUAGAAAGUGUAUGCUAAACAGAGGAGAUUAACCAGACUUUAUAGAGCUUCCUGUAUACAUUAUUAUAUAAGGCUAAGUGAUCAAUUUUUUUUUUUUUGUAUGCAUUUUUUUCUAACAUUUAAUUCACAGAGGUUGCUCAUGUUCUAAACAGAGAAUGAAUUGCUGAAGGAUUUUAAAUUCAUUGUGAGACUUUAAAGAGCCAUAAUCAAACCCCAGUCCAUGUUUUGUUUUUGUUGACAAGUUUGGUGGUGGUGUUAAGGUACAGGCACUGUCAGACAGAACAUCAGACUGAGUAUAAUAUAAACUGGAAUUAAAUAUCAAGAAACCUAUAAAGUACAUCUACUGGUACAUGUAUGAUAAAACAGUAAGGCUGGAUUUUGAUCAGGAUUCAACAGAAAUUCAGUCCCUAUAAUUAUAUAUGUAGGAAUUGUAAAGUAAACCAUGAACUAUAUACACCUAUUACAUUUGUUUGUGUCCUGCAAUAGACACUAUGUAAAUGUACCAUGCAUUGAUGAUAAAUACAGUUCACUCAACAGAUAGGCAAUCAUUAUCAUUAGGGCUGUUCCAUUAAAACAUAUGAGGUACCCGGGGAAGGCACUUUAAAAUUUGGGUAACCACUCAUAGAAGUAUAAAAAUGUAAUGAGGGACCACUCACAGAAGCAAUUUCAGAUAGUGCAGCACCACCCAUAGAAGUGAAAUAAAUGUGAAAUGCACUUUUUCUUUAAAUUCAAUAUGUAUGAAUGACUAUUUAUAACCCCUGAAUAGAGGUCUAUUUUCAGAUGUUCCCAAGCAUGAUAGUAAAGAGAAGAGUAUCUUGGGUCUCAUCACCAUUCAAAUAACUGGCCAUCAAUGAAGCUUGAUCAUAGAACCAUCAAUUUAUUCUAUCAAGACUGUCUUUCUUAAACACGAUGAACUAAAUCACUUUUAUAAGUCUACCUGUUCAUAAAAAGCCUAGUAUUGUAAAUGUUCAAAAACAACUAUUAAAAGUUUUAAAAUUGACUAGUAUUUUGAGUAUUAAAAAACAAGAAAAUGUGUCUCUGCGACACUGAUGUCUUAGAUAUUUGUUACACUACGGCUCAUUGCAUUGUUCACAAGGAUGUUAUGGAAUGACAACUGGAUCCUGUGAUCUUAACCUUUGUAAAAAAAAUAAUAGGGUUCUAUGUCAUUCUAAAAACUAUGUACCAAGUUUGAUAAACAGUCAUCACUGAAUGAAGUUGAUUUUAGAGAGUGUCCAAAUGCUAUAGAAUAACAACAACUUCUUUGGGAAAACGAUAAUAAAAAGCUGAAGGACUUGAUCCAUUUCUGACAGUUGAAGACUUUUAUAUCCCUCUCCAAAUUUGUGUAUUUAAGGUGGUACCCAACACCCAAAGGAAAUAACUCUGUAAAAAUUAGCUAAACCUUUUAAUUUGAUUUGAUAUCAAAUUUAGAGCAUCUCAGUGAUCAAAAGUUUGCUUGAUGAAAUUUCUAUACAUCUAUUGAAAUUAUUCAAAUGAAAAUGUGUGGUUGAAGUUUCUUGAAAUUAAUAUAAAUUUUCCUUCAUUGGUCAAAGUAGAUACAGUAAGUAUAAAACAAAAUUUUAAAAAAAUUAAAUGAGCGAAAUUUAUGCUCAUAAUGGUGUUGGGUAACCCCAUUAAAAUCUAUAAUUCUGUAGUCAUAGUUCAACAUAAGAUGACAAAUACUAAUAUGAACAGGUAGAACAAGUUUUAAUGAUUGGAGAAAUAUUCUUUAAACUGCAACACAAAAUACAGUUCUAAUCUUUAUACAAAAAACAGUGCACAACCAAAACUAUAUAGAUUGUCCAAACUCUAACUUUGGCACUUUAUACUCCAACAUUCAGUCAAUUAUUUGAAUUGGCAUACUACACAACAAUCACCGACUUUUUUACAUACCAAAUCACCCAGGGUGGACACAAAAUUGAAAAUAAUGCCAAUUCGAAUAAGUUGCCAAUUUGACAAAGACAAAUUCUAUAAAAGUGCCUAUUCAAAAAUUGGAUAAAGCAUUUGUCAAAUUUAAUUGUAAUAUGACUGUUCAAGAAAGGCCAUUGCAUAUUGCUUUAAAAAAGUCACUGACUUGUGUAUACAUCGGUAACAAAUACAUUGUGUACCUAGAAUUCAAAACCAUGUCUAUAAAAUAAUAGGUAAAACUAGCUGCAAAUCUCUGAAAUUCAAUGUCACGAUUUUGACUUCCUAAACUUUUGAGGGAAAAGUUUUUCCAGUGUCUCAUAUAAAGAAGUAUCAGAUAUAUUUCUACUUUUGAUUUCCUUGUCCACAGCAACUAAAAAGUCUGCCUUAGAUUUUCUUCCAGUGUGUGUUGGCUUUUGAAAGUGUGUGCAAUAAUACCUUUAACUCAGCAAUUGUUAGUAACAAUAUUGGACCGUCUUUAAAACUAUCUAACAAUUUCUUCUGCUCUAGUUUAUUUCGUUUCUUUUCUUUGACAUCUUCAACAUACUUCACUAUUCUGUCUUCUCUUACUCCUAUAAGAUUACUGAUAUGUGCAAGAUCUGAGCUUGACAAUAUAUCUGGGUCACUCUCCAUCAAAUACUUUCAACUUCCGAUUGUCAAGUCAUUUGCAUAUGCCAUAUAAAGUAGUAUUUACAUCAAUGGACAAGUAUGGAGGCGAAAGCUAUUUCGUCGGUAUUGAAAAGGUUUGAAUUUAAUAUCAAGUUAAAAACCGAACAGCAGACUGCAACAAUAUGAUUUUCCUUUCUUUGUCAAAGUGGCUCAAGUAACUACAUUUUUGCGCCGAUUGUCAAUGUUUAGCUUUUUUCAUUAGAUCCACCUACAAGAUUUCGCGAUAACAAGCAUGGUGGAGCAGACGAAGAAUUUUGCAUGCUGUGCAUUAUAAUUAAUGAAAAACACCUUUAUUAGACAUGCCCGAGCACAAAGUUGGUACUCCUUUUGGUGUAAACAACAUUUGGAACUAAUACACAGAGUUUAUUAUCGGGUUAUUCAUAAAAUUAUUUUGCACCAUUAUGGAGAUCCUAUGGAAUUGUAGCCUCAUCCCGAAAACAUCAGAAUAAAAAAAAUUGGAUAGGGCUACAUUAUUGCAGCUAGAAAAAAUCAAAAACCAUUUCAAUGGAUCACGAGCACGUUUCGUUUUCCAUUUUGGACAAGGGAGAUAAUCCUAAUUUCCGUUCGCUAUAAUUUUAGAGUCAAACCGGAAACGAUAACCGGAUCGCGGAACCUCAUCGACCGAGAUAAAAUGAAGACAGAAAACGGCGUUUGUUUCACAUUCUACUUUCAACCCUUCCUUUCUCUUGUUGCAUUCCUCUCAGUUUCGGUAAAAAAAAUAAAGAUUUUAUCAAAACAACCACCCACAGAUGCAGUUUUCUGGCAGUAGGUACCCACCAUAGAUGCAAUUUUCUACCAAUGACAAGCACCCAUAGAUUUUUUUUUAAUUGCCGUCCCCGGGUACCUCAUAUGUUUUAAUGGAACAGCCCUUAGUAACAUUCACAAGAUAGAGCAACCUUAAAUUCAUGUAUCAUGAUGUAAAGAAGUUUUAUUACUGUGUUAUAAACUAACCUAUCUUCCAGGAUAUGAUGGUACAUGACAAUUUAUUUUGCAUAUCAAGAAAAAAAUGCAAUUACAUGUAUAUGGAUAAUUACUAAUUGAAAA